This is a messenger RNA of Eutrema salsugineum, 2451 nucleotides long. RefSeq lists its product as uncharacterized. The record is from RefSeq and is a predicted model, not a curated record. Bases 1 to 2451 code for a protein of 816 amino acids. Lineage: Eukaryota; Viridiplantae; Streptophyta; Magnoliopsida; Brassicales; Brassicaceae. The transcript has 2 exons.
AUGGCGAGCAACGCUAACGACGACAACAACAACACCGGUAACGGCGCGGAUAAGGACGCUCCAGGAUCAGGCACAACGACCGCGCCGACAACGAUGGCGACGACCGAAACCCAUGAGGAGAUGCGAUACAUGAUAGCUGCGUUGAUGAAAAAGAUCGACGACCAAGACAAAAGAAACGAGGCGAUUACGGCGAGGCUCGACGCGAUGGCAGCAGAGCGACAGCAUCCGACUUGGAGAGCCGGAGUCAACGACCCGAUGGAUGGAAUUCGGAGACGCUUCGACUUCUCGACGCCCGCCGAAGCCUCAGGGAGUGGUGCAAGAAACUCCUCUUUUCUUCGUCCCCUCGACGAACGCACUCCUGCAGCAACCCGAGUCAACAUGACCGAGCCACCUCCACUACGCCGCAACUCCAGUGAAGAAGAACUCGCCUCGGCACUGAACGGCAUCCGGACUGACGAAGUCUCCGAUCCAGCCCGAGGCGAUAACCCAACCGAAGCGGACGAAAAUCCCCAAUGGAACGAGCAGGAAGAGCGCGAAGACGAGCCGAGGCGAGAGGAGCGAGAGCGACUCCCCCAAUCAAAGGGAAUGACUCACGCACAAACCCUCGAGCUUAAAGAGCUGCGAGCCUCUAUGGCUCGAACGGUAGCUGAAAUACGCGCUAUGAAAUCCCAAGUGCACAACGCGACAAGUGCCGCACCCGAAAUCGACCGAAUGCUCGAAGAAACCCAAAGAACCCCGUUCACCGCAAGGAUCACGGAAGCCAGGAUUCCCGAGCCGGAGAAGGUGAGAAUUCCGUUCUACGAAGGAACAACUGACCCAAAAGCACACAUCACAGCGUUUCGAAUAGCGAUGGGGCGAGCCUUCACAAAGAACGCCGCUAAACUCACCAAGCGCGAAGUGGAUGCCGGAUACUGUCUGCUCUUCGUGGAGCAUCUCAAGGGAGCCGCACUCGAGUGGUUCUCAAGGCAGGAACGAAAUUCAAUCGGCAGUUUUCAACAGCUCUCCGCCUUGUUCCUUAAGCAAUACUCGAUGUUUAUGGACAGAGGAACAUCUGAUGCCGACAAGUGGACACUAUCUCAAGGACCGAACGAACCGCUUCGUGAGUACAUGGCGCGAUUCAAGGCAGUCGUAUCCAAAAUAGAAGGGAUAAGCUACAAAGCUGCACUCGAGGCUCUGAAACGAUCCUUGUGGUACAAAUCCGAAUUCCGCCGCGAGAUGGCUCUCAAUACGCCACAAACAAUUCAAGACGCGUUGCACCGAUCAUCAGACUUCGUCGUAAACGAGGAGGAAAUGAAAAACUUGGACGAGCAGUACGAAGCCACGAAAGCAGCGAUCCGAAGCUCAAUUUUGCCGCGCCCAACCAAGAGGGGCAAUCCAUCAGGCAACGCAACAACGCAGAGUUCAGAAGAACCUAGGAGCGGAGGUGCCCAUAACUACCAGGUCAGCUCCGGACGCGGAAGAGGAGAGCCGCGCAACAAUACUUGGGUGAGAAAGUCAGCCAACUACGACGAGAAGGCUUUCUGCGAGUAUCACCAGACCUACGGACACUCAACGGCUCAAUGCCGGACUCUAGGAGCAAAGCUCGCAGCAAAAAUGGCAGCAGGAGAGCUCCAAAACGCGGUCACCCUUAAAGACCUCGUCCCCAACGAGCAACAGGAAAAAGCCGAGCCGAAUGGUGCGGCGGAACCAGCGAAUCCUCCCCGACGAGGCGAUAACCCCAAGCGCGACAGGCGAGGCGAACCUGAAGAGCGACCCGAGCCGAGGCAAAGGAUCAAUAUGAUCAUGGGUGGAUCCCAGUACUAUCAAGAUACCGUUUCCUCAAUCAAGGCCUAUCAGCGCCGAGCCGAAGCAAAGGAGAAUUGGACAAAGCCGACUGACAUUCCAAACACGGUGAUCUCUUUUGCCGAGGAGGAAACAGCAGGAAUCGACCGACCUCACAACGAUCCGUUAGUGGUCGAGCUAACGAUCAGGGAUCAUGACGUAGCAAGGGUGCUCAUCGAUACUGGAAGCUCGGUGAAUGUCAUCUUCAGGGAAACGCUCAGAAGAAUGGGAAUCGACCUCUCCGAGGUGGAGGCAAUCCCCAAACCUCUAACCGGAUUUUCGGGAGAAACGACGAUGACUAUGGGAACGAACAGGCUUCCUGUGGUAGCCGGCGGAGUCACCAAGAUCGUCGAGUUUUGCGUCACUGACCUCCCAGCCAUCUAUAAUGUCAUCAUGGGAACCCCUUGGAUCAACGGGAUGAGGGCGGUACCUUCCACCUAUCAUCUUUGUCUCAAAUUCCCAACUCCAUCAGGUGUCAAAACGAUAUGGGGAAAUCAGAAGGAAUCAAGAAAUUGCUUCCUAACCGAGCACAAACUAAGGAACCCCGUGACCGACGCACGAGCUGACAUAGACCGCAAAAAGAUGAAGAUAGACAGAGAGCCCGCGAACGAGCUCUCCAAACUCUUAUAG